This is a messenger RNA of Betta splendens (Siamese fighting fish), 1185 nucleotides long. Its product is annotated as dual specificity protein phosphatase 19-like. The record is from RefSeq and is a predicted model, not a curated record. The coding region runs from base 480 to 1133 and encodes 217 amino acids. Gene Ontology annotation, biological process: protein dephosphorylation; regulation of MAP kinase activity. The transcript has 5 exons. Gene Ontology annotation, cellular component: cytoplasm. NCBI's taxonomy places the organism in Eukaryota, Metazoa, Chordata, Actinopteri, Anabantiformes, Osphronemidae. Gene Ontology annotation, molecular function: JUN kinase phosphatase activity.
AAAUAUGACGGAGCGUAUUCUUUAUCCGUUUUUCGUGCUAUUGUGCAUUACGCUAGCAUGAUUAAAAACAAACUAGGUUAGGAAUUGGGUGAGCGGUGGAGGCUACGGGCUGAGUCUGUUUUGGUGGAGCAGAGACGACGCCCGACUGCUAGCUUAUCGGUGCUCCGCUUAGCUAGCUGCCGCCGCCAUUACCCGUCGUUAGCUAGCAGCUACUAACGCUACUGCGGGCCUGGAGGUGUGCCUCACCUCCACCCUAUGGGCUUCACUCAGUCGGUUCGGUUAGAACUGGACUUUCGGCUUUAUAAUAAAUGUCACCAGGCGUGUUUAAACCAACCAAGCAUCAGUUUAUAGCAUAAAACCAGUCGGCAGCUUUUCCGCAAGCUAACCGAUAGCUUUUGGCUAGCAGAGGUCCUAACCCGUUUCCUUGGAAGCUGAAGGGGACAUAUUUGGGAUAACGUCUCACUGUAAAGCCUGAUGUGAUGCAUUCACUGGGUCAGGAGAUCCAGGGAUUCUCCAGAAACCGCCUAAAGAAGCAGUGCACACAUGUUACCACGGUGACGGGCAGGAGGCUGCUGGAGAGGAGGAGGGGUGAUGGAGGAGUGGAGGUGGAGGAGGUCGCGGAGCCAAGUGGAUGUGGAUUUGUAGAGGAUGCGAGUCUCGACCUUCAAGUUGGAGUCGUUAGACCCUUUCUACUGCUGGCCUCUCAGGAUGCCGCUCACGACAUUGACACCCUGCAGAGAUAUAAGGUAUCUCAUGUGCUAAACGUGGCCUUUGGAGUCACUAACCUGUUCUCAGACCAGCUGGUGUAUAAGACGCUUCAGAUCCUGGACCUCCCAGAUACCGACAUCACUUCAUACGUGGAGGAGUGCAGUACCUUCAUAGACCGGGCUCGAGAGCAGGACGGCGUGGUGCUGGUCCACUGUAACGCUGGCGUGUCACGUUCCUCCUCCGUCGUGAUUGGCUACCUGAUGUUGAGGGAGGGGCUCCCAUUCGACGCCGCCUACAGCCAGGUGAAGCAGGCGAGGCCUUCGAUUCGCCCCAAUCCCGGUUUCUAUCAGCAACUACAGAGCUACAAACCACGAGGCAGCGGAAAUGCAACACCCGAACAUGUGAGAGGACUGGACUCGGAUUAAGAGGAAAACAAAGCUGCAACAUAAAUAAAAUGUGUUUCUUACAUUUUCCUAA